AAAAAGGACUCAGCACCCAGACACACUGCAGGCUCUUGAAGAAGACAGUAUUUUCCCGGGAGCUAGAGGAUUUUCCUGUUAUUCUCCGUGCAGUUCGAAUUCUGUCAAUUAUUAUCUAAUUAGUCAUCUCUCCAGAGGUGGACUGUCAUUAAAAAAAUAGAAGGUGUGUGUUUGUGGGUGAGUAUGUGCAUGUGUUGUGUAUGCAGGGGGCAGGGAGGGGGAGAGUGGUCAAAUAGGAAGUGCCUUGGUAUUUAUGUUGAAGUGCACACUGGUUUAAAUUACCCACUGGGAAUAUGAUUAUGCUUAAUCUCUGCUCAGUCGAAAGGGGCUGGGGCUGCUUUCUCCCCUCCCUUCUUGACUCUCUGUUCACAUAACUUAGGCUGCCUCCAGUCAGCCUUUGCCCACUAGACUCACUGGCCCUGAGCACUUGAAGGUGCAGCGAGUCACUGAGGAUGAGCACUUUCUUCUCAGACACGACAUGGAUCUGUCUGGCUGUCCCCACAGUACUGUGCGGGACAGUAUUUUGCAAAUACAAGAAGAGCUCGGGGCAGCUGUGGAACUGGAUGGUCUGCCUGGCAGGCCUCUGUGCAGUCUGCCUACUCAUCCUGUCCCCGUUUUGGGGCUUGAUCCUCUUCUCUCUGUCAUGUUUCCUCAUGUAUACUUACUUAUCUGGCCAAGAGUUGUUACCUGUGGAUCAGAAGGCAGUCCUGGUGACAGGUGGUGAUUGUGGGCUUGGUCACGCUUUGUGCAAGUAUCUGGAUGAGCUGGGCUUCACGGUAUUCGCCGGAGUUUUGAAUGAAAAUGGCCCAGGAGCUGAGGAAUUGCGAAGAACCUGCUCCCCGCGCCUCUCGGUGCUCCAAAUGGACGUCACGAAGCCAGUGCAGAUAAAAGAUGCUUACAGCAAGGUUGCAGCAAUGCUGCAGGACAGAGGACUGUGGGCUGUGGUCAACAAUGCUGGGGUGCUUGGCUUUCCAUCUGAUGGGGAGCUUCUUCCUAUGACUGACUACAAACAAUGCAUGGCCGUGAACUUCUUUGGAACUGUGGAGGUCACAAAGACAUUUUUGCCUCUUCUUAGGAAAUCCAAAGGAAGGCUGGUGAAUGUCAGCAGCAUGGGAGGAGGGGCCCCAAUGGCAAAGCUGGCAUCUUACGGCUCAUCAAAGGCGGCUGUGACCAUGUUCUCAUCAGUUAUGAGAAUCGAGCUUUCCAAGUGGGGAAUUAAAGUUGUUUCCAUCCAACCUGGAGGCUUCCGAACAAGUAUCGCAGGCACGAGUGACAAGUGGGAAAAGCUGGAGAAGGACAUUCUGGACCACCUACCCGCUGAGGUUCAGGAAGACUACGGCCAGGACUACAUCUUAUCGCAGAGGAAUUUCCUCCUAUUCAUCAACGCGGGGGCCAGCACAGACUUCUCUCCGGUGCUGCGGGACAUCCAGCAUGCUAUCUCGGCGAAGAGCCCCUUUGCCUAUUACACGCCAGGGAAAGCCGCUUACUUGUGGCUCUGUCUUGCUUUCUAUUUGCCUAUUGGCAUAUAUAAUUACUUUGCUGAAAGAAAUUUUGGCAAAGACGAGCCCAUGCCCAGAGCUCUAAGCAUGCCUAACUAUAAGAGGAAGGCCACCUAGGCAAUGGAAGACCUCAAAGAAGUGGGAAUGUCAUAGUCUUGAAAUGAAAAGGAAACUGGGUUUCUCAUUAAAGUUGUUUCCUACUCUUCA
Cercocebus atys (sooty mangabey) is the source of this 1706-nucleotide messenger RNA. RefSeq names its product hydroxysteroid (17-beta) dehydrogenase 2 (gene HSD17B2). Lineage: Eukaryota; Metazoa; Chordata; Mammalia; Primates; Cercopithecidae. Bases 453 to 1616 code for a protein of 387 amino acids. Gene Ontology annotation, molecular function: oxidoreductase activity. The record is from RefSeq and is a predicted model, not a curated record. The transcript has 5 exons.